Messenger RNA from Chenopodium quinoa (quinoa), 3305 nucleotides. Its product is annotated as probable LRR receptor-like serine/threonine-protein kinase At1g14390. The transcript has 7 exons. Gene Ontology annotation, molecular function: protein kinase activity; ATP binding; protein binding. The coding region runs from base 442 to 2691 and encodes 749 amino acids. The record is from RefSeq and is a predicted model, not a curated record. Gene Ontology annotation, biological process: protein phosphorylation. Lineage: Eukaryota; Viridiplantae; Streptophyta; Magnoliopsida; Caryophyllales; Amaranthaceae. Gene Ontology annotation, cellular component: membrane.
CCUCUGUUUUUGCUCUGUUUAGAUUUUUGUGCUAUCUAAUUUUCUCCAUAUUUUAAUUGCAAUUUGUACAUUUAAUUUUUUAAAAUUUUUAUUUUUCCGAAGGAAACAAACAAACUGGGUUAGUUGGUUCUUAAACUUGUUUAUAAUAAAUGUUCAUAUAUGUACAUCUUCUUUAGUUAGUUGGCUCAUUUACUUCUUAGCUAUCACAUUUUGUGCCAAAAUUUUGAUCAAAAAAUCUUAGGUGGGAAUUUUUGAGGCAAUACCCAGAUAAACAAAUUUUCAAGAUUUUUCAUUUCUUUUGAAGGUGACAUUUUUACUUCUUUUUUCAACAAUUUCCUCUGUUUUCCUCUGGUUUUAGGCCAAUUUAUAUGGCCAGUUUUUGAGUUGCUUUCAGUUGUAACUCACAAAUUUGUAAAAAAUACGACUACCCAGAAAUUGGAAAUGAUGGAAAAGAAUUUCAAUUUCUGGGUUUGUCUUAGAUUAUGCUUUCUCGGUUCGGUUCUUGUUGGAUUCAUCUCGAUAUCAGAAGCACAGGUUAAUCCUGCAGAAGCAAGAAUCCUGCUACAACUUCAGAAGUAUCUAGAAUACCCAGAUUCUCUAAAAUCAUGGCAACAAUGGACUGAUUUCUGCUUCUUACAACCAUCACCUUCAGUUACUGUUGUAUGUUCAAAUGGGCUUAUAACAGAAUUAACUGUCAUUGGAAACAGAACAUCUCCAUCUCACUCUUCAAUCCCACUAAAAUCAGGCAAAUUUGCUGUUUCUGAUCAAACUUUGUCACAAAAAUUUUCCCUUGAUUCAUUAUUCACUAUUGUCACAAAACUCAGAAGCUUAAGAAAACUUUGCUUAGUUUCAUUAGGAAUUUGGGGAAGUUUACCUUCAAAGAUCAGCAGAUUUCAUACCCUUGAAGUCCUUAACAUGAGCUCGAAUUUCGUCUACGGCGAAAUCCCACCACAAAUUUCCUUAAUGGAAAGCAUACAAAGUAUUGUAUUGGCUGAUAAUUUGUUAGAUGGAAAUAUUCCAGAUUUAAGUACCUUACAAUCUCUUCAAGAGCUCGACUUGAGCAACAACCAAUUAGGACCAGAUUUCCCUUCAUUAGGAAGCAAUGUAGUAAGCAUCAUAUUAAGAAAUAACACAUUGCGAUCACAAAUUCCAUCCCGAAUUAAGAGCUUUAAUCAGCUUCAAAGAUUUGAUGCAUCCUCAAACAACCUCAUUGGCCCGAUACCGCCUUCUGUUCUAUCUCUUCCUGCAUUAUGGUACCUUAAUCUGGCAGAAAAUCAGCUCACUGGUGAGCUCCCUAAGAGUACUACCUGUGGUAAACGACUAUGGUUCGUCGAUAUUUCACGUAAUUUGUUAGUCGGACAGCUUCCGAGCUGCGUUAGCUCGGAAGCUGGCAAGUAUAGGAAAGUUUUGAGUGUGUGGAACUGUCUUUCGGGUUCGAAGUUUCAGCACCCUGCUAAAUUUUGCCAGAGACAAGCUCUAGCUGUGAUCCCACCUCCUAAGAAAAGUAGUAGCGGUAGGUUACAUGAUGAUCAGAAGAAUUCAGGGAUUAAAUUUGGGCUGAUAUUUGGUAUAAUUGGUGGGACUAUUUUGUUUGCUGGUACUGUUGUUUCUUUAAUGUGGUUGAUUUGUAAGAGGAAAUCAAAAGAUGUUGAAUAUCAGCACAAAUAUGAUAAAUCUGUUGGUGGGAAGUUGGCGAAUCGCCCUUCGCCUAUUGUUGAUGCAAAGUAUGGGCCAAAAUCGAUGAGAAUGCCAGCCCUUGGUCUUCCAUCUUAUCAGUCAUUUACCUUACAAGAACUAGAAGAAGCAACAAACAACUUCGACCGAGUAAACUUGGUUGCAGAAGGAUCUCAGGGACAGCUUUACAGAGGUUUGCUUCAAAGUGGUACCGCGAUUUUGGUCAGAUGUAUAAAAGUGAAAGAGAAGCUUUCAUCCAAGACAUUGAACCAGCAGUUAGAAGUAAUAGCACAGUUAAGACAUCAGAAUCUGGUUUGUGUUCUUGGACACUGUGUUGUUGCAUACAAGGAUCGCCAUCAGGGUAGCACGAUCUUUGUUGUUUUCGAGCAUGUAACAAAUGGUUCAUUGAGGGAACAUUUGACAGAUUGGAGAAGAAAAGAUCGUCUAAAGUGGCCGCAGAGAAUGACAAUCUCAGUGGGAAUUGCAAAAGGAGUUCACUUCCUUCACACAGGAAUGGUACCUGGAGUUUUUGGAAAUGAAUUGAGUAUUAAGAAUAUCUUGUUGGAUGAAAGCCUUACCCCAAAAGUCAGCAACUACAGGAUUCCCUUACCUUUCAAGGUAGAGACACCAAAUGGCCAAAAUGCAGCUAUUUCGAUACACCCGGAUAAGGAUGACAUAUACAAAGUUGGUGUGAUCUUGCUUGAGUUACUAACUGGUAGACAGAUCACAUCAGAAAGCCAAGUAGAUGAACUAAAGCAAGAGCUGGAAAGGAGCUUAGCAGAAUCUGCAUCAGCACUUCAGCGCGCUGUUGACCUGUCAAUGAAGGGUACUUAUGCUUAUCAGUCCAUCAAAACUGCUGUUGAACUCGCUGCCAACUGCCUAUGCAGUGAUCCCAGUAGACGGCCUCCCAUGGAGGAUGUUGUAUGGCAUUUGCAGUACUCGAUUCAGGCACAACAAACAUGGACUAGCAGUGGGAAUCUUGCUCUCAACAGCGGAAAUCUUGGGUUGCAAAAGUGAUACUUUAAAACCAAGGAUAGGAUGAAGGGGUGGCAAUCUAAGCUCUUAAAUAUGGUCGGAAGAUGCAUCAGCUAUUGGCGCCCAAUUCAAGAAAAUAGUGGUUGAAACGGAUGCUAUUGCACUACAAGACACGAUUGAGGAAGUGGAGAAUUAUGGAACAAAUGAGAUGGCUGUAAUCUUGAAAGACUUAGAGGAGACGAUGAAAAUGGAUUGUGAGAUAGAAUUCAGCUACAUCCCAAGAGAAGCAAAUUUCGUGGCUCAUUUCUUAGCUAAGCUGGGCAUGGAAAUGGAGGACCCGGAAGCAAUUCACAACAGCGUUCCAACCUGUGCAAGAAUUGCGUAUGAGGAGGAUUUAUUUGUUAGUAACUACUAAGAUGAUGUCCUUCCUUUUGGCUGCUGUUAGGUUCACUACGAAGGAGAAAUUUUUCACUAGUCUGUUGCCUUUAUUUAUUUAGUACUAUGCCUGGUUGUACUUCUAAUUUAGCUGCUUUAGCUAUUUUGAUUUGGGCUGGUUUAGCCAUGUACUAGGAUAUUUUAGUUUAAUUAAUAUAUCUCCCCUUCUAUUCUAAAAAAAAUAAAAAAGAAUACAUACUACCUACCAGGCUACCAUAGUA